Amborella trichopoda is the source of this 1218-nucleotide messenger RNA. RefSeq lists its product as uncharacterized. The record is from RefSeq and is a predicted model, not a curated record. Lineage: Eukaryota; Viridiplantae; Streptophyta; Magnoliopsida; Amborellales; Amborellaceae.
UUGGUGUUUGUUUAUUUAUUUACUCUCACUCUCUCUCUCAUCCUUGGCUUCAAGGAUGCUGCUUUAUGAAGACUCAGUGCUUGUGUCAUUUGAGGGACUAAUAUAUUAACAUAAGUGAGCAUACAUAACAAGGCAUGCUACAGAGAGAGAGAGAGAGAGAGAGAGAGAAAGAGAUGUAUAAUAAUGGUGAUUGAGGGUGAUAGGUGCUGAUCUCCAAAAGCUAAGCGUAAUGAGGUAGAGAGGAGGGUGUUUUAGAAAUGGGUCAUCACUGCUGCAACAAACAGAAGGUGAGGAGAGGGUUAUGGUCUCCUGAGGAGGAUGAGAAGCUCAUCAGAUAUGUCACCACCUAUGGCCAUCGUUGCUGGAGCUCUGUUCCGAAAGAAGCCGGUCUGCAAAGGUGCGGUAAGAGUUGCAGACUGAGAUGGAUUAACUAUCUUCGCCCCGACCUUAAAAGGGGAUCCUUCUCUCCUCAAGAAGAGCGCAUCAUCAUCGAUGUCCAUAAUCUUGUUGGAAAUAGGUGGGCUCAAAUAGCAAAGCACUUGCCUGGGAGAACAGACAAUGAAGUGAAGAACUAUUGGAACUCAUGCAUCAAGAAGAAGCUUGUCUCUCAGGGAUUAGACCCUAACACCGACAAUAACAUCUCUCUACCCAGUGCCAACAGCACUGCAUUGAUGAGAGAGAAGCAGUCUUGUGCAAAUAAUACAUGGAUAGAGAGUAGAGAGAUGAGAGAAUUGCCUCAGUUGUUAAACCAGGAGAGCAGAGCCAGCUCCGGUUUCGCGAUAUUACCUCCGACUCCCCCGAUUUUGUUCUCUACCCACAUGCGAGCUUUCUCUCUCUCCGAAACCCCACUUCCUUGUCUCUCUACUGAGAAAGAAUGGAGUGGGAAUAGCUUGUGGGCUAGCAACACAGAGGCUGCUGAUUUGGAGGGCCAGCGGCCUUUGUCAAUGUUUUUGGAGGCCGCGGAUUUUGAUGGUUGCAAUGAUACUAAUAGUAACAGAGUAAACAACAGCAGUAACAGUGAGUCAGAUUUGAGUGUGGUGAAUGCCCAGAGCUUUGGGUAUGGGUAUGGCUGUGGUUAUGGUGGGGUCUCUCCUUUUGAACAAUUUGAUGUUGAUUUCAUGGGGUCCCCUACAGUGACUUCUGGUUUCUCUUCUCAGGGCAUUUUAAGGAAUGUGAGGUCCUUGGACCAGCACUUAUGGGGCACUUAAGGUGCUCCAA